ACUGAAAAAUCGUUCCUUGACAAUAUACUAUUUAAAUUUCAGUUGUUCCUUAGUUUCAUAGUAAAGUGCUUAAAACCUCUUGAUAAUUAAUUGAGUCAUGCUACCCAUUCGCAAACAACUGGCAAUAGUUGGAGGUGCAUGUGGCAAAACUAGUAUGAUAACGGUCUUUCGUGAAAAUCAGUCUUGUCUGAAUCAGCCCUCGGUGCCCACGGUGUGGGAACAUUAUGAGGCAAAAGUUGAGGUGGAAGGAUUACAGGUUGAAUUGUUAAUAAAAGAGACUAAUGGAAAUGAGGAUUACGAUCGACUUCGACCUUUGAGUUAUCCUGGUACCGAUGUUGUUGUAAUCGUCUUCUCGAUAGAUUGUCGCUUUUAUUUCGAAGCUGUAAGUGAUAAAUGGAAACGGGAAAUAAGGCACUAUUUACCUAAUGUUCCAAUUAUUUUGGUUGGCAACAAACGCGACUUACGCUCUGAUCCUGAUCACUUAAAGGAACUGGCAAAGCGUAAGCAACAAAUUAUUACAAAAGAAGAAGGUAUGGAAAUGGCCCAGAGGAUCAAAGCCUUUGCAUAUCUUGAAUGCUCUGCCUUGACGCAAGAAGGUGUACGGGAAGUCUUUGAAACCGCAACUAGAGCCUCAUUUCAGGUCGUAUUGACGAAGAAUAACAAGAAAAAAUGUGUCCUACUUUAAAUAUCGAAAUGUAUAAGGCACAUCACUAUCGCAAAUAUUAAAUAACAUUGCAUAAAAACGUUUGAA
Molecule: messenger RNA, 751 nt
Organism: Drosophila innubila
Lineage: Eukaryota; Metazoa; Arthropoda; Insecta; Diptera; Drosophilidae
Product: ras-like GTP-binding protein Rho1
Exons: 3
Coding region: 98-685 (195 amino acids)
Biological process (GO): small GTPase-mediated signal transduction
Molecular function (GO): GTP binding; GTPase activity
Source: RefSeq, a predicted model, not a curated record